This is a messenger RNA of Carcharodon carcharias (great white shark), 1149 nucleotides long. RefSeq names its product kinesin-like protein KIN-14I (gene kifl). The record is from RefSeq and is a predicted model, not a curated record. Gene Ontology annotation, molecular function: ATP binding; microtubule binding; microtubule motor activity. The transcript is spliced from 8 exons. NCBI's taxonomy places the organism in Eukaryota, Metazoa, Chordata, Chondrichthyes, Lamniformes, Lamnidae. The coding region runs from base 1 to 1149 and encodes 382 amino acids. Gene Ontology annotation, biological process: microtubule-based movement.
AUGGUGGAGGAUUUGAAGGGGAAAAUCCGUGUUUUCUGUCGUAUACGACCUUUGAGUAAAUCUGAGCUAGCUCGCAGAAGCCAGUGCAUUGUUCAUUUUCCUGAUGAAUACACAGUUAUCAUCAAAAGUAGUCGUGGUGCAAAGGAGUUCCAAUUUGAUCAAGUUUUCAACUGUUCCACAUCACAGGAAGAAAUCUUCAGGGAUACAAACAGGCUAAUUCAAUCAGCUGUAGAUGGCUACAAUGUGUGCAUCUUUGCAUAUGGUCAGACGGGCUCUGGAAAAACGUUCACAAUGAUUGGAGAGAAGGAACAGGCAAAUCCAGGAAUAAUUCCCAAAGCAUUCAAGAGAAUAUUUCAAAUUAUAGAUGAAAACCAAACAAAAUUUACAUUUAAGGUCUUGGCCUAUAUGCUGGAGUUGUAUAAUGAUCAACUUUUGGACCUUUUUAUCAACCGUUGUGAAGGUUCCACAACAAAGCUUGAAAUAAGAAAGGACAAAAAAGGAUUUGUAUACAUCCACGGAGCAGAAAUAAAGGAGGUCACCAAUGCUGAAAUGCUCUGUGCAUUGUUUGAGCAGGGUUGCAAAAAUCGUCACACAGCAGCCACAAAAAUGAAUACUGAAAGCUCACGUUCCCAUCUGAUUGUUGGAGUGACUAUAAAAAGCACAAAUCUCACCAAUGGAACUGUAACUUACGGAAAGCUCAGUAUGGUCGAUUUAGCAGGAAGUGAGAGAGCAUCAAAAACUGGAGCAGAAGAUGAACAGUUGAAGGAAGCCAAUUCCGUCAACAAGUCUCUGAGUUCUUUGGGUGAUGUUAUCUCAGCCCUCUCCGCAGAACAAUCUUUCAUCCCAUACCGUAACAAUAAACUAACGUUGCUGAUGCAGGACUCAUUGGGUGGAAAUUCAAAGACACUCAUGUUUGUGAACAUUUCCCCAGCAGAUUGCAAUGCUGAGGAAAGCAUCAGCUCUUUGGUUUAUGCAUCUCGUGUUAAGUUGAUAACAAAUAAUGCACAGAAGAACUCGGAGAGCAAAGAGAUAGCUCGACUGAAACAGGUUUCUCGAGCCUUCGGAAACUUGGCCGCAUACCACAUGGAAAGUGUAGGUGCUUCUUCAACACUGCUUGUCAGCCAGGAGGAGAAAGAGAGCUUCCCCUAA